Messenger RNA from Stegastes partitus (bicolor damselfish), 4472 nucleotides. RefSeq names its product ADAM metallopeptidase domain 15 (gene adam15). The record is from RefSeq and is a predicted model, not a curated record. The transcript has 21 exons. Gene Ontology annotation, molecular function: integrin binding; metalloendopeptidase activity. Lineage: Eukaryota; Metazoa; Chordata; Actinopteri; Pomacentridae. The coding region runs from base 486 to 3191 and encodes 901 amino acids. Gene Ontology annotation, biological process: integrin-mediated signaling pathway; innate immune response; proteolysis.
AGCCUCCAUCUUGUUUAGUCCGGCUAGCUUCACGGAGCCCGAUGACGUCUCCGUUAACUCCCGGUAUAAACACGGGUGGUCCGGUGUCCUCCGUUAAUGAGCCUCGUUCAGGCCUCCCAGCACAGACAAGCUGAGCUGUCCGGUGAACGGACGAAGUCAACCGGCCCGGAGUUUACCGAGAGCUGACGGUACUUUUGGCCGACAGCAUACAGUUUUCACCGGAGCUACGCAGAUAACGGUCCGGACCGGAGGACCGCGCGGGCUGCCAGCUUCACUACUGAAAGCCGAAUUAACGGACACUCCCCCGCCUGCGGUCCGGUGUCCUGACGCGCUCUUUGUUGUGGGUCACACCGGGUAAAGAAACGCCAUGGAGUUCCGGCGGAGCCUCUCCCGGUGCUCCGACACGGUGAGGUAACCAGAGCGGGACGGGAUUUCCUCGUACACACAUCAGACAGCAGCAACCUGUUGCCGGUGACGCAGAGAGGAUGACCGGACUCCCGCCGCUGCUGCUGCCGCUGCUGCUGCUGCUCUGCGGCCGUGCUGCGUUCACGGUCUGCAGGUCCUUGAACGCAGCGCAGGAUGGAGAGCUUCUGGAUGAGGACGGACACAUGGACGGUACCGACAGUCUGACCGUAUCCACAGUGACAGGUGUGGACAGACGGCGGCGCCACCUGCUGGAGAAAACUCAUCCCUUUGUCCUGGUGGAUGGACAAAGACGGAGUCUCGCCGAAGCGCUGCAGGACGGUCACCCUGACAGGCUGCAGUGUGGACUGGAGGUGGGAGGACGACUCUUCCUGCUGGAUCUGGAGAAGAACCACGACCUGCUGCCCAAACCGCCCAACGUCUUCUACUACCUCCCCAACGGCACCGGAGUGUCUGUGAUUGCUGACCCAGUGACUCACUGUUACUACCACGGCAGUGUCAGAGGAUUCCCUCAGUCCAGAGUGGCUCUGAGCACCUGCUCCGGACUCCGCGGCGUCAUCGCCUUGAACUCCACGCUGAGCUUCGAGCUGCAGCCGCAAGAGGAUGACCAUCACGAUGAGGACGAGGAGGGAGAAGGGGAGAGUGGAGGAAGUGGACGAGGAGAAGAAGAAGGAGUCCACCUGCUGUUCUCCACCAGCCCACUGGAGGGCGAUGGCACUGGAGGCUGUGGGGUGUCGCACACCACCAUUCCGCCUAUCCACAGCUCCAUGCACACACACCGGACCAAGAGAGAUAUCCUGUCUGAGACCAAGUACAUCGAACUGGUGCUGGUGGCCGAUCACCAGGAGUUUCUGAACUACCAGAAGAACAAUAAAACCAUCAUCUACCGCAUGCUGGACGUGGCCAACCAGGUGGACUGGUUCUAUCGACCUCUGAACGUCCGGGUGGCUCUGACUGGUCUGGAGAUCUGGAGCGACCGCGACAAGAUCCGAGUGGAGAAGAGUCCAAUUGACACCCUCAACAACUUCCUGCAGUGGAGAUCAAGAGACCUGCUGCCACGCCUUCGCCACGACAACGCCCAGCUAGUCAUGGGCGGGUCUUUUGAUGGCACCACAGUGGGAAUGGCGUCCCAGUCGUCCAUGUGCUCCAGAGACAGGUCGGGUGGCGUCAACGUGGACCACCUGGUCAGCGUUUUGGGCGUCGCCUCAACUGUUGCUCAUGAGCUCGGUCACAACCUGGGGAUGAGCCAUGACACCGCCGAGCGUCGCUGUGCAUGCCAGAAUGAGCCGCGGCUUGGAGGAUGCAUCAUGGAGCCCUCGACUGGGUUCAUGCCGGGUCAACAGUUCAGCAGCUGCAGCGCCUCUGAUCUGUCCAUCAGCCUGCUGCACGGCGGUGGUAUGUGUCUGUUCAACGUACCGCAGCCAGAACGCCUGCUGGGAGGACCUCGCUGUGGGAACCUGUACGUGGAGAAAGGAGAGGAGUGUGACUGUGGCCUGCUGGAGGAGUGUGAGGACCCCUGCUGUAACGCCUCCACCUGUCAGCUCGUUCCUGGCGCUCAGUGCUCUUCUGAUGGUAUCUGCUGCCAAGACUGCAAGCUGCGAGCGGCAGGUUCAGUGUGUCGUGAUCCGCUCGGAGAGUGCGACCUUCCCGAGUUCUGCACAGGCUCCUCCCCCUACUGCCCGCCCAAUGUCUUCCUGCAGAACGGAGAGCCCUGCGAGGACGGUGCCUCCUACUGCUAUGGAGGAAUCUGCGCCAGCAUGAACACCCAGUGCCAGAUGCUGUGGGGACCCAAUGCCACCAGUGCUCCAGCUGUCUGUUUCUCAUCAGUCAAUAAAAAGGGGAACAAAUAUGGAAAUUGUGGUCAGCUGUCCAACGGCUCGUACAUCCCCUGUGCAAACUCCGACGUUCACUGCGGCAGGAUUCAGUGUCAGGGCGGGAGGGAGCGCCCCCUGCUGGGCACCAAUGCUGAGAUCCUCACCACCACCGUCCGCUUGAACCUGGUCUGCAGAGGAACCUUCUUCCACCUGGGCGACGAUGUGUCCGACCCCGCUAUCGUGGCUCAGGGCACCGCCUGCAGCCCCGGCAAGGCUUGUUUAAACCAGAAGUGUCAAGACGUGUCUGUGUUCGGUGUGGACGAAUGUCGACGGAAAUGCAACGGUCACGGGGUGUGUAACAGUAAUAAGAACUGUCACUGCGAGGUGGGCUGGGCUCCACCUGACUGCAGGUACUCUGGUCAUGGAGGAAGCAUUGACAGUGGACCGGCCCAAGCUGCUCGAGAGUCGGAUCCGGUCCGAGUUGCCUUGCUCGUCAUCUUCCUCUUCAUCCUGCCGGUGGUCCUCCUCUUCCUUGCUCUUCGCUUCCCUCGUUUCCGGCGGAGCCUCUUUUGUCUGGGACCAAACAGCCCGUUUCACAAAGCGCGACAGCACAGCCGGACUCCAGUGAUGGAGCGAGCAGACGGCAGGAACGGGGAGCAGGUCCGACCGCUCAGAUACCACCUGAACCCACAGACUGACAUCCCACUGAACCCGUCCCACAAAGAGGUUCAUGACAGACCUGCUCCUCCCACUAAGCCACUCCCCCCUGACCCUGCCCUAAAACCCCCGCCACAGGUAACCUCACCUGGAGGUGUUCACGUCUGUGUUCAUGUGCGUUCAGAUCAAGUAGCGCUGUUGUUUUGCUGUUAUAAGCGUCUCUGUGGCGUCUCGUCGUUGUCGUCAGUGACUCUUGUCCAGUUGUGCGUGGUGUGUCUUUGCAAUUGGUGUACAUAAGUGUAUAAUUUAUGUCUGAAAAUAAAAGAAUAGUUCAUCAUUUCAAGUCCUCUUAGAUAAUCUACAAAAAUUGAAUUCCUCUCACAAAGGACUACAGCCCCAUUCAGAUGUCUUUAGCACAACAAUGAGAGGUGCCUUCUUUUGUGGUCAUUUAACUCAUUGCUUCAGCCAGGAUUAUAAACUUUUAGCAUGUUUAAAACAACAAGCAAAUAAAUGUGACUAAACAUCUUUGAGUCCAUCCAGAAAUGAUCAAGAAUAUACUUCAGAACUCCCCUUAGAAUCAUCAAGUUUACUUCAGUGUCACAGUAAAUCCAUCGAUAGUCGGCUGUCCAUCCAUGAAUACAUUACAUAGAGGAGCUGCUAGUAGCUAAUUCAGUGACUAUACGUACUGAUUUGACUAAAUGUAAAGAGAACAGCAGUACAUAAAUGUUGCUGUUUUCAAACACUUGUAUGUUGGGUUGCUAGCAGUCUGGUGGGUGAGUCUACACACUGAAGUAAUGCAGCUGUAGCAUUUAAAGCUUAGUUUUACCAAUAAUGUUAUGUCAUUUCUGAAAUGUUCCACUCAUUUAUAGAUGUGAGAAACUGUUUUUCUUCUACCUUGAUGAUUAGACCGAUACAUUUCAUGUUUCUAGUGUCAUAUGCGGCUCACAUCUGUUGUAGUUUCUCACAGAGCCACACCUACCACACCCAAACCAGUCAGCACAGUGAUCACUGAGCACAUUCACGUGGUUGUGGGGAGAAUGCAGUUGACUUGUAUAACAAAAUAAUUUUGUGGUGACUGGGUUACAAACAGACUCACUUCUGUAUCAUUUUGUCAGAGUUUAAGCAAGACAACAUUCUCUUCAUCAGGUCAAACUGGAAAUUACAGCACUGUAAUGUUUAUCUAGCAAACUUGAUGAAUAUUAUAAACAAGCUUUAGAUUAAAAAAGAAAAAACAACAGAUGGUUAAAGUCAUUUUUGACAUUUUUGCACCAGUUCACUGCUUAAAAUAAAUCCGUUACCGGGGAUGUAAAUAGUCUCGGGUCAAACGUCAAGUCGGAGGAUUUUCCCAAAAUGUUGAACUAUUCCUUUUUUGUUAUCAGCUGGUUCUGAGUAUGAACUGGCUCAGGUCGGGCUGGCUCAUCGUUCCAAACACUGACUCAGUGUUCUUCUGACUUUUAUUUCUGCUGCUUCAGUUGGUUAAACAGCGACCAGCUCCCCCCACCAAGCCUCUGCCCCCUGACCCCCCCACCACUCCCUCCAGCCAGGUACAGUCAUCGCUACCUGUAGUGUGCAGUGUCA